UGCAACAGCCAUUAUACUGCCUAAUUUUAAAUUUGAGGAUAUGGGAAUUGGUGGUUUGGAUUCAGAAUUCAGCGCUAUAUUUCGUCGUGCAUUCGCUUCUAGAAUUUUCCCACCCAAAUUGGUGGAAAAAUUAGGCAUACAACAUGUCAAAGAGCCAAAAGUCAUUAAUGGGCCAGAAAUAUUGAACAAGUACAUAGGUCAGUCGGAAGAAAAUAUUCGUAAAUUGUUUGCUGAUGCAGAAAGAGAAUAUAAGGAGAAAGGUGAAGAUUCCGGCUUACAUAUAAUAAUAUUUGAUGAGCUAGAUGCUAUAUGUAAGCAACGUGGUAGUGGUGGAACUAGUAGAACUGGUGUUGGUGAUAGUACUAUGGAUGGUGUUGAACAAUUGAAUAAUAUAUUAAUCAUUGGUAUGACUAAUCAAUUGGAUAUGAUUGAUGAGGCAUUACUUCGUCCUGGUCGUUUGGAAAUGAAAGAAAAUAAUAUUUUGGAUGUUGAUGUUGAUGUUGAUCUAGAUGAAUUAGCUAGUUUAACCAAAAAUUUUAGUGGUGCAGAAAUCAGUGGACUUAUUAAGAGUGCUAGUUCAUUUGCAUUUAAUAGACAUAUCAAAGUAGGAACACUCACAGGGGUAAAACCAGAUUUUGAAAACAUGAAAAUAAAUAGAGAUGAUUUCCUAGAGGCAUUGAAUGAAGUGUGUCCAGCUUAUGGUGUCGGCAAUGAAGAAUUACAAUGCUAUACCCAAAAUAAAAUUAUUCCGUUUGCAUCACAUGUAAAUAGGAUAUUGUUAUAUGGAAAACUUUUUGUUGAACAAGUUAGCACUACUAAUACUACACUUGUCAGUGUUCUGUUAUAUGGACCUACUGACAGUGCAUUGUCAUCAGGAUUUCCUUUCAUCAAAUUAAUUUCCCCAGAAAAUAUGAUUGGAUAUUCAGAAUCGGCUAAAGUGGCUGCAAUAAACAAAGUAUUUAAUGAUUCUUACAAAUCAUCUUUAAGUGUCAUAGUUGUAGAUAAUAUUGAAAGAUUGAUAGAUUGGAUACCUCUUGGUCCAAGAUUUUCAAAUCCUGUCUUACAGGCAUUAUUAGUUUUACUUAAAAAAAGCCCACCUAAAGGUCGACACCUUUUGAUUUUAACAACCACUAGUAGAGAAUCUAUUCCCAAACAAAUGGGUAUGUCUGAUUGCUUUGAUAAUGAAAUCAAAGUGCCAAAUGUUGAUAAUUUGAUUUCAAUUGAACAAGUGCUUAAAGAAACAUUAUUGUAUAAUGAUGUUGAAUGA
Entrophospora candida is the source of this 1267-nucleotide messenger RNA. The record is from the annotation of a GenBank genome assembly. NCBI's taxonomy places the organism in Eukaryota, Fungi, Glomeromycota, Glomeromycetes, Entrophosporales, Entrophosporaceae.